Anopheles maculipalpis is the source of this 2901-nucleotide messenger RNA. Its product is annotated as G patch domain-containing protein 1 homolog. The transcript is spliced from 2 exons. The coding region runs from base 1 to 2901 and encodes 966 amino acids. NCBI's taxonomy places the organism in Eukaryota, Metazoa, Arthropoda, Insecta, Diptera, Culicidae. Gene Ontology annotation, molecular function: RNA binding. Gene Ontology annotation, cellular component: nucleus. Gene Ontology annotation, biological process: mRNA processing. The record is from RefSeq and is a predicted model, not a curated record.
AUGGACGAAGACGAGGAAACACUCUGCAGAUAUGGAACAGCACUACCAGCUUUUGAAGAAGAUGCGGUACCGUCAAAAAAGCCCAUCACUGUGGAGGAUCAAAUCGUGCUGGAUAGCAAUGGUAAGCGACGUUUUCAUGGAGCAUUUACCGGAGGCUUUUCUGCUGGAUAUUGGAAUACCGUUGGCUCAGAAGAAGGAUGGAAACCGACGGAGUUCAAAAGCUCUCGAACGGAGAAAUCCUCGAUUGCUCGGCAGCAAAAUCCGAUGGAUUUUAUGGAUGAAGAAGACUUGGGCGAGUUUGGAAUUGCGCCGCAGCGUGUACAGGCUAAGGAAGACUUUGCCCACAACAGUGCCAGUGUUCGAUCGCACAAGCGAAGGCUUGAUUUGAGUUUUUCGAAAGGUCCGAUACCGGGUCAGCCAGUGCUGCGAGCCCUGCUCGAACCGGCAAAGGAAAAGACGGCGGUAAAAAUUCUUAAGAAAAUGGGCUGGCGUGAGGGCCAAGGAAUCGGCGAACGACAAACAAAACGAGAGAAAAAACGAACCAACGAGCGAACCAGCAAGGAGCAGUAUAUUAUGAAAAUGUAUGGCUGCGAGAUACCGGGUCGAUCGGGACACAUUAACGAGGGAGAAAACGAUAGAGACAAUGGUAGCAGUGAUAGUUCCGAUAGCGAUUACGAGAUAACAUUCGCACCGGAUGAUUUCGAUCCGUUGGUAGCUGCUCUGAAGGAUAACACAUUCGGCCUGGGUUACAGUGGGCUGGACCGAGGCGAAUCGUCCAAAGCUUUUCGGUUGUUCGACACCCUCGAGGUGGUCGAUCGGAACAACAAAAAGCUUUCCAUCCGCGGACAAGCUUUCGGUAUAGGAGCGCUAGAAGACGAUGACGACCUGGAUGUGUACGCACGUGACGACAUGGCGCGAUAUGAUUUUUCCCUUGAAGAUAAAGCUAAACCGAAACGUGCGAUCGAAGGAAAGAAAACUGGCAACGAAACAAACGCACUGGAGAAUUUCUGUCCUGCCAGCAACGCUCGUAAGCUAGCUAAAAAAGUAUUUCGAGUGGACUUGCCCGAUGGUUUUAGACCAAGAAAUUGGGAAGAACGCAGAUCCCGCUUUAAUCCUAUCGAUGAGGAACGUGCCAAAAAAAUACAGCAGGAAAAUGAACAUAAAAUCAAAGGUCUCGGAAGACACGAUCUUGACCCUAAGGAACGAGGCGUAAUUUUAGGCGAAAAAGCACUUAGCAGCAAUCCGUUGUUGGAAAUGAUUAACAAACGUAGUACAAAUUUUGUACGUCGAGAAAUUAUGAAUGAAGAGACACCAUCAUCGUCUGGAGAGAUAAAACGUAAUGAUGGCGAAGGAAUGACGGGUGGAAACGAUACAAAGGAACCGGCUGGUUCAUUGAUACCGUCUGGAUUAGUGCACCAACCUAGUGCGCUGCAGCGUCAGUAUAUCGGUUCUACAAAGGAAGGUUUCAAACCAUUCAUUGCGAUGCCCGAAAAACAGGAACGAUAUGAACGGUUUCUUGCUUUCCAACCUACCGACCGUUACCUAACCCGGGAGCAGUAUCUAGAAUCGUUGCAACCACUAAACAUGUCAGCUUGGGAUCGAGCACGAGAAUGGAAGGAGUUCAUGCAGGCCGAACGCAUGUAUCGCCCUUUGGAUGGACUGAUGUCUGAGCGGUUCGUUACGGCUUCGAGCUUGAUCGCGGAUAAAACCAUUCCUGUCGAUGGGGAUGAAGGAAAGGUGCGUGAAAUUCGUAUGCACCGUACACGCGUAAUGUGGAAACCACACAAAGACAUCUGCAAACGGUUCAAUGUUCCAGAACCGUUCGGCGGGAUGAUGGCAGAUGAGACAGAUGAUGUACAGAAAAAGCGAAAGGAAAAGGGAAAAUUUUCCGUAUUCGAUUAUCUGGAGGCUCCCGUUACUAAUAGGCGUGAUUUUGUAACGCCAACCAUUAUACCGGACGUUUCACAGCCAGAUGAAGUGAAGCGAUCUCUCGUCAAGGAUCAAACCAGCGAAACGAAACCGGGAACGAGUGUUAGAAUUUCCUCGAAAGAUUUUUUCUCAAUCGAAAGUUCCUCGCACCCACCAUCGAAUGCCAACAAAGAGCAAACUAAGGAGGUAUCUUCGGAAUUGCUAACUGUUCAACCUCCUCGUACUGUAGUACCGCCAAAAAAGACGGAAAAGAAACAAACGACGGAGCUUGAGGCAAAAGUUCUGGAAGCAACGAAUAAAAAACCUGAAGAAAAACGCGAUCUGUUCAAAUCCAUCUUUUGUAGCAGCGACGAAGAAGAGGACGACCAUAAGGAGGAUGAUGGUGGUAGCAAACCACCUGCCACCAGACCGAUUGGGACGUUAACCGACGAGGAAAAGCUUAAAAUGGUCGACAGCUUUGUGGCGAUAAAGCCCGCCAGUCAGCUUAACAUUUUGCGCAACAAUUCACCUCCGAGGGGAAUUUUUAAAACUUUGUUCGAAUUCAAAAAGCCACAAAAUGGGAAUGAAGAUACUCCCAAGCGGGAUAGCCCUUUGGAGUGCUCAUCCCGAUCAGAGAUGCCGAACAAUCCUGUAGGAGACGCAACAACGGUGCUUAGUGAUUCUUCAAGUGAUUCAGAACCGGACAGUGCAUCCGAUUCGGAUGAAUCGGAAUAUUACGGCCCUAAGUUACCUUCACAGAAAGGUGCAGGAAAUCCAUCGAGUGAAGGUGUUGCGACAGCAGGCCCACAACAGAUUGUAGGUGUUCAGAAAAAAUCGGAAAGGUACAAAGAAAUUUGGAUCGAGAAGGACACGUCCGCGGGUAAGGCAAAGAAAAAGCGAAAACACAAACAUCAUCAUCACAAAAGCAAAGUGAAAGCUAAAAGUAAAAAGGACAAAAAAAAGAGCAGUCAUAAGCAUAAGAGUAAACAUUGA